Macroventuria anomochaeta is the source of this 2001-nucleotide messenger RNA. RefSeq names its product Xanthine/uracil permease. Gene Ontology annotation, molecular function: xanthine transmembrane transporter activity. The coding region runs from base 121 to 1887 and encodes 588 amino acids. Gene Ontology annotation, biological process: xanthine transport; transmembrane transport. The transcript is spliced from 3 exons. NCBI's taxonomy places the organism in Eukaryota, Fungi, Ascomycota, Dothideomycetes, Pleosporales, Didymellaceae. Gene Ontology annotation, cellular component: membrane; fungal-type vacuole. The record is from RefSeq and is a predicted model, not a curated record.
GAAUCUUUCGUCGGACGAAUCAUAAUAUUGAUCGAGUCAACUCCGAACUUGACCUUACUUGAGGAGCUCCACGCCUCACAAAAAAAGAGAGUGACAAGUUGCACUGUCAAAUCACUAGCAAUGGCGGACCGCAUCGGACCAGACCACGCACCGAAGCGGAGCUUUGGAGAGAAGUGUAGGCGUUUUGGAAAGGCUUGCACAACCAAGGAUGGGCUCAUUGGAACUUACGACUAUGCCUUCCUCUUCAAGCCUAACCUUCCGUUCAUGAAGAAGACCCGCCGUGCAGCACCUUUCUUCGGUCUUCACGAUCGUAUGCCCGUGUUUCUCGCUCUUCUCCUUGGGUUUCAACACGCACUUGCUAUGCUGGCUGGUGUCAUUACGCCUCCAAUCAUUCUGGCCAAUGCUGCUAACUUGACUGGAAAUCAGCAACGCUAUCUCGUGUCGACAUCGCUUAUUGUCUGCGGUAUCCUCUCUGCCAUCCAGAUCACCAGAUUCCACAUCUGGCGCACACCCUACUACGUCGGUACAGGCCUAAUCUCCGUCGUAGGAACCUCCUUCGCCACCAUCCCCGUCGCAACCGGCGCCCUCGGCCAAAUGUACGCCAACGGCAUGUGUCCCUCCGACGCCUCAGGCAACCCUCUCCCCUGCCCCAAUGGCUACGGCGCCAUCCUCGGCACCGGCGCCUGCUGCGCGCUCCUCGAAAUCGCAAUGUCCUUCACGUCCCCGCGGCUGCUGAAGAAGAUCUUCCCCCCGCUCGUCACUGGACCAACAGUGAUGCUCAUUGGCGUCAAGCUCAUCCUCACCGGCUUCCAGAACUGGGCCGGCGGCAGCAGCGGAUGCCAGACCCGUCCAACAUCCGGCAUCUACAGACUCUGUCCCACUAUCAACGCGCCCCGUGCUCUCCCCUGGGGAAGUGCGGAGUUUAUAGGUCUAGGCUUUAGCGUCUUCAUCACCAUCAUCAUCUGCGAGCGCUUCGGCGCACCGAUUAUGAAAUCUACCGCCGUCGUCAUCGGGCUGCUGGUCGGCUGCAUCAUCGCGGGCGCCACAGGGUACUUCGACCGCUCUGGCAUCGACGCCGCACCCGCCGCGAGCUUCAUCUGGGUCGAGACUUUCAAGCUCUCCGUCUAUGGGCCGAUUGUGCUCCCGCUGCUGGCGGUGUAUAUGGUGCUUGCGAUGGAGGCCAUCGGCGACAUCACAGCGACCUGCGACGUCAGCCGUCUCGCUGUGGAUGGCGAGCUCUUCGAUAGCAGGAUCCAGGGCGGCGUGCUGGCGGACGGACUCAACGGGGUUAUUGCUGCGCUGUGCACGAUAACGCCUAUGAGUACAUUUGCGCAGAACAACGGCGUUAUCGCACUGACCCGCUGCGCGAAUCGUAAGGCGGGAUAUGCGUGCUGUUUCUGGCUCAUCGUCAUGGGCGUGUUUGCCAAGUUCGCUGCUGCGCUCGUUGCUAUCCCCCCGGCUGUGUUGGGCGGUAUGACAACGUUCCUAUUCUCCGCUGUCGUGGUGAGCGGAAUCGCGAUUAUCGCGCGCACGCCCAUGACGCGCCGAAACCGCUUUAUCCUGACUGCGGGCUUCACGCUGGGCUUUGGCGCGACGAUGGUGCCGACUUGGUUCUCCUACGUGUUUACGUACAGCGGUCCGAACCGCGCGCUCGCAGGCUUCUACGACGCCAUCGAGCUCGUCUUGGAGACGGGUUUCGCGGUCGUCGCUUUCGUGAACGUCAUUCUCAACCUUAUCCUGCCCGAGGAGAUCGAGGACGACAUUCCGGAGUUUACCGCAGAGGAACAAGAAGAGCAGGCCGAGCGCGAGGAGUGGAACCGUGUGCAGAAGAUGAAUAAGGAGGCAAGAGCGAGCAGUGACAUCGCACCUGCUAGCAAGGAAGUGUAAAGGUGCUGUUGUAUAAGGAACUUAUAGAUAUGAUGGGAGCUUUAAAAGAGUCGAAAAGGUGUUGAGACGAUGACAAUUUAUGAGGCAUUUAUCUCGUAUCUGUUGAACCUAUCU